Molecule: messenger RNA, 4213 nt
Organism: Pteropus alecto (black flying fox)
Lineage: Eukaryota; Metazoa; Chordata; Mammalia; Chiroptera; Pteropodidae
Gene: CDH7
Product: cadherin 7
Exons: 11
Coding region: 190-2547 (785 amino acids)
Biological process (GO): cell-cell junction assembly; adherens junction organization; homophilic cell-cell adhesion
Cellular component (GO): plasma membrane; adherens junction; catenin complex
Molecular function (GO): calcium ion binding; cadherin binding
Source: RefSeq, a predicted model, not a curated record
ACCAUUCUUUGGCGAAGGCUGUCCCCCAGUGGUGACCUAUUCCGAUCGAAGACUCUACAAAUUAUCAUCUCUGGACUCCCAGCUGACACCCUGCCGGAGGCAAGAGCUGCUAAGCCAACUGGAACUGUGCCUUUUCUGUUGUCAAGGUUUUUUUCUUACACAGGGAAAAGAAAGAAAAAAAAAAAAAAGAUGAAGUUGGGCAAAGCGGAGCUCUGCCAUUUGCUGCAGCUAAUCGCUCUUUUCCUGUGCUUUUCUGGGAUGAGUCAAGCGGAACUCUCAAGGUCCAGAUCAAAGCCCUACUUCCCAUCAGGGAGGCCCCGGACCAAGCGCAGCUGGGUGUGGAACCAGUUCUUUGUGCUGGAGGAGUACAUGGGUUCAGACCCUCUCUAUGUAGGAAAGCUUCACUCCGAUGUUGAUAAAGGAGAUGGUUCCAUCAAAUACAUCUUGUCAGGCGAAGGGGCAAGUUCCAUUUUCAUUAUUGAUGAGAACACUGGGGACAUUCAUGCCACCAAGAGGCUGGAUCGUGAGGAGCAGGCCUACUACACACUCCGAGCCCAGGCGCUGGACAGGCUCACCAACAAGCCCGUGGAGCCCGAAUCUGAGUUCGUCAUCAAGAUUCAGGACAUCAACGACAACGAGCCCAGAUUCCUGGACGGCCCGUACACAGCCGGAGUUCCCGAGAUGUCUCCUGUGGGGACCUCAGUGGUACAAGUGACAGCGACGGAUGCUGACGAUCCUACUUAUGGCAACAGUGCCCGAGUGGUCUACAGUAUCCUGCAAGGACAGCCAUACUUCUCAGUGGAACCCAAGACAGGAGUCAUCAAGACCGCCCUCCCAAACAUGGAUAGAGAGGCUAAAGACCAGUAUUUGCUUGUUAUUCAGGCAAAGGAUAUGGUUGGUCAAAACGGAGGACUCUCAGGAACCACGUCAGUCACCGUGACCCUAACUGAUGUCAACGAUAACCCCCCUCGCUUUCCUCGGAGAUCUUACCAAUAUAAUGUCCCAGAAUCACUGCCGGUGGCCUCUGUGGUGGCCAGAAUUAAAGCUUCCGAUGCGGAUAUAGGAGCUAAUGCUGAAAUGGAAUACAAAAUUGUGGAUGGUGAUGGAUUAGGGGUUUUCAAGAUUUCUGUUGACAAAGACACACAGGAAGGAAUCAUUACUAUACAAAAGGACCUGGACUUUGAAGCCAAAACGAGUUAUACACUGCGGAUAGAAGCUGCAAACAAAGAUGCUGACCCUCGUUUUCUAAGCUUGGGGCCGUUCAGCGACACCACGACUGUGAAGAUAAUCGUGGAAGAUGUGGAUGAGCCCCCUGUGUUUUCCUCACCCCUGUACCCCAUGGAGGUGUCAGAAGCUACCCAAGUUGGGAAUAUCAUCGGCACUGUAGCAGCUCACGACCCAGAUUCUUCCAACAGCCCUGUGAGGUAUUCAAUCGACAGAAACACAGACUUGGAGAGAUACUUCAAUAUUGAUGCCAACAGUGGAGUUAUUACAACUGCCAAAUCUUUGGAUCGGGAGACAAAUGCUGUUCAUAAUAUCACAGUCCUUGCAAUGGAGAGCCAGAAUCCAUCUCAAGUAGGCAGAGGCUACGUGGCCAUCACUAUCCUGGACAUCAACGACAAUGCCCCUGAGUUCGCGAUGGACUAUGAGACCACCGUCUGCGAGAAUGCCCAGCCAGGGCAGGUUAUCCAGAAAAUCAGUGCCGUGGACAAAGACGAGCCUUCCAGUGGACACCAGUUUUAUUUCAGCCUAACUACUGACACCACGAACAACCACAACUUCUCACUGAAAGACAACAAAGACAACACGGCCUCGGUCCUGACCCGGAGAAACGGCUUCCGGAGGCAGGAGCAGUCGGUGUACUACCUGCCCAUCUUCAUCGUGGACAGCGGCUCGCCUUCGCUCAGCAGCACCAACACGCUCACCAUUCGCGUCUGUGACUGCGACGCGGACGGCGUGGCGCAGACCUGCAACGCGGAGGCCUACGUGCUGCCCGCGGGGCUCAGCACCGGCGCGCUGAUCGCCAUCCUGGCCUGCGUGCUCACCCUGCUGGUGUUGAUCCUCCUGAUCGUCACCAUGAGACGACGGAAAAAAGAGCCGCUCAUUUUUGAUGAAGAGAGAGAUAUCAGAGAGAACAUCGUUCGCUAUGAUGACGAGGGUGGAGGGGAGGAGGACACAGAAGCCUUCGACAUGACGGCACUGAGAAACCUCAACGUCAUCAGAGACACCAAGACCCGCAGGGACGUGACUCCAGAGAUUCAGUUCUUGAGUCGACCGACUUUUAAAAGCAUCCCGGAUAAUGUCAUCUUCCGGGAAUUUAUUUGGGAAAGACUGAAGGAGGCCGACGUUGACCCCUGCGCGCCGCCCUACGAUUCCUUGCAGACCUAUGCGUUCGAAGGGAAUGGCUCAGUAGCGGAGUCGCUCAGCUCCUUAGACUCCCUCAGCUCAAACUCUGAUCAGAACUACGACUACCUGAGUGACUGGGGGCCUCGUUUUAAACGACUCGCAGACAUGUACGGGACUGGCCAGGAGGGUUUGUACUCAUAGCCCUGGAACCCCCCAUUUGAAAUGGACCGAAGAAAAAGGAAAAGCAAAAACAGAAAAACAGAAACCAACACUACAUCCAGAAAACAGGAACUCCACUUGCCAGAGAAAACGGUUGUAAAUAUUUCUCCAUUUUUAAUUGUUUAGGUUUCUGCCUUGGUGAAGCGUAUAUUCAUGAGAUUAAUCCAAGGGACUGCACUGACCACAGACUCUGAGCAUUUGCAGGCUUUUUGAUAAAAAGAAAUGCUCAGUGGUUUGUGAAUAGAUAGCAACUCUCAGAUACCUGCAAAGGCACCUGACCUUCAUGAGUAGUGCCCUGUGUCGUCAGUGAACCAAGGAUGCCCUGUACACACCUUCAUGGUACUUGCCAGACACAAGACUAGAACCCGAUGUGCCAUUGAAAAGUCCCAGAACUUCUUGCGUAUCAAAACUUGGGACGAAUUGAAUUUAUAGUGAUGCUUUUAGCUUGCUAGAUUAGAGAAUCCAGCAGAAUUUUAUCGCUAUGGGUUGGCAAAUAUAUUUUAUUUAGCCAUAAAUAAAUUCUUAGAAAAUCCUCCCCAAUCCUCCAAGUUAAGCCGAUAAAAUUUGGGUUAAGGCAACAUAAACCAUUGUUUAGAAAUAAAUAUGAAGUGUUCCAAAGGAAGAAAAGGUAAAUCAUUCUUUAAGUGUGCCAUCGUUUUGAGAUGCUUGUGUAGGUAUGAAAAAAAGUUGCUGUCUAUUCGUUGAUUUUUCACUAUCUCUUCUGAUUUAUACAGGAGAAUAUCUUUUUUUUUUUUUUUAUUUGACACAUGGUGUUAUAUUUAUUUUGGAGCUCCAAUCUCCACUAAAUUCAGGUCCAUCUUACUGCCUCACAGUAUUAAGCUCGUCAGAACAUGCUGAGUUUUCUCCUGUCUGAGCUACAUGAAGGAAAUGAAGCAUGGAAAUGGAGAACAAAACAGCAGAGAAUUGAGCCCUGUUGCAGUUUACGUCUCAGAGAGGAGCACAGCUACAAGGAGAGAGGAGUUGUUUGGUCUGAGCCAUCGGAAUGUACAAGACAUUGGAAUAAAAUAUUUGUAUUUUAGAAAGAAGAUUUCAGAGAGAGUCGAGAUGUUCUUUGAUGCAAGAUUUAUUUUUCAAGGUCACAAAUUCUAUAUGUUCCAAAGACUUUUGAGAAUUUGUUUUACCCCCAGCCUCUUUUGCUGUAAACAUAUUGAAUAAAAGACUGGUUAUAUAUAUAUAUGUGUACCUUAAAUAAUGUCAUGUUGUAAAUUUCAAAACCCAUCUUUAAAUUUCAAUGCAAAUAUGUUCCUCGAGAAUAAACCUGGCAAUGUGCACAUUCUACACUGGUUUACAUGUGCCAAAAUGAGGAGAGCAGUUUCAAGUGAUCGUGUAUUUAAGUUUGAGAUGAGCUUCUUCAAAUGAAGAAUUUUAUGGCUAAAACAAUAUUUCUACUUAUUUUCUUCCUAGAACAAUACUAGUUUAAUGUGCAUAUAUUCAAGUAAGAGUGGAUUUUUGUUCUUUCUUUUCUUCUUUUAAAAGGAAUUGUAGUUGGGUUCCUAAUAAAUCUACAGAGAGUGGACACUGUAUAGGAAAUUAUGUUCUAAAAGUGCUCCUUUCUGAAAGACAAACACUGGGACUAGAAUAUCGAUAUUUUGAUGACACAGGAGAAACUUUGUAGGACUCUGUAAGC